Belonocnema kinseyi is the source of this 2915-nucleotide messenger RNA. RefSeq lists its product as uncharacterized. The transcript is spliced from 3 exons. Lineage: Eukaryota; Metazoa; Arthropoda; Insecta; Hymenoptera; Cynipidae. The record is from RefSeq and is a predicted model, not a curated record. Bases 353 to 1039 code for a protein of 228 amino acids.
UACGAGGCUAGUCUGACACUCGCUGACGCAUCGAAGCACGUCGGUCGUUUUGAACAAUAUAUAAAAACCAUUGUUCCUGAUUUUUUUCUGUAUGCGUGGAAUUUUUUUGUUCAAAACAAGUGGAUAAAAAGCAACUGUUGUAUAGUUGAAAAUGUCGAACGAUCAAACGGUGCACUUUCUUGCUCUGUUCCGUUAUCUCUGAAUUUAUCUCAUUGAUUUAAUUGUACCUGUGAAGUUUAUUUCAGUGUCUGAAACAAUUGUCGCAUUCUAUUAAAGUAUGUGAUUCAUCGAGUGUAUUAGGAGAGUGAAAACUAUCAUAUUUUCGUAACGAAAUCUAAUAAAUAUUACAAAAAUGCCGGAAAGCAGUGCAGUUUAUCAGCCAACGACAGUUGGUUAUGCGUAUGAUAAUGGAAGAGAUACUCGUGGCUCUGGAGGAAUAAGGAGCGGCUUCUCCAGGAUUAUUUCCAGACACAAACUCAGCUCCAGAAAAUGGCUCGAAUGGGUUCUUUUAUCUGUUUCCUUUUGCGUCUUCGUGGCUGGCCUGGCUGUGAUGAUCGUUAAUUUAGUUUCCGCUGAUGAUAUAACAACGAGCAACUCUCAGGAUUCAGAAAAGAAGACGCCGGUGAAGGAUGCGACGACAGAAGUGGAGGAACACGUAGGAGGUUCCGGAGGUUCAUUGGCACUAGGUGCUACGAUGAUGCUGUUUGGACUCUUUUUGGGUCUCGCCUGGGUGUGGCUUCGAUUCUUCCGACGAAGCAAGUCACCCAGGGGAGGAUUGACUGGUGGUGGAGGCCAGAUGUUGGGCGGUUUGAAUCCAUCAACUGACUUGCUGGUGGGUUCCACUUCGCAGUACGGGCCUGUACUAACUGAAUUGCCGAGCCAGAUGAAAGUCGUCAAGUCCUCAGAUGCCCGAGAGACGCCCGUGACUUUGCCGCUCUCCGAUCAGGAGGAGGAGACGCACACUCUGAUGCAAGAGCCUUCAUCUCCACCAACUGCUUUGAGUGCUUCGAACGUGACUUCCAAUCAAAUACCAGGAUGAGUAUUCAGUUCGACGCUCGGUAUCAAUUAUAAGCAAUACAGAAAACUUUUAUUUUUUACCUCUCGAAGAAAAGGUCUAGGGCGAGGGCACCGAUAUUUUCGCGGAACGCAAGCUGCUUCCCUAACUUAGACUAGACUCGAAUCUUGACGAGUCUCUAGGCGUUUAAGCUGCAAUUGUGCGAAGCUCGAUCGACUUACCGAUUUUACAAUAUUUAAGCAUCCGGUUUUAUCCUCUUCAGGAGCAUUUAUUGCAUGUAAGGAAAGUUACAUCAAAUUCUGCUCAAUGUAGUUUUAGAUCGUUAGGUCACUCGUUCAAAUUUAUCAGAUAUCACUAUCAGAUUCUCUAGUUUUUCUAGAUUUCUAGCUUCUACGGAAAAUUUUGCAGAAUCAUGUUUCGCGAUUAAGUAGCUCGAAUUUUUUACUAGCUACUUUAGGAUAGUUCGUCGUUUUUUUAAGUAAUUAAGCCUAGACAAUCGACAAAGUCCUUGCAAGAUGAGUUGAAUUGUACAGAUAAAUUAAAUUUCAUAAUCCCUUGCACAAAAGUUCAGAAAAAGGACAUAUUUACUCAUAUUAGAAUGAAUUUACGGUCUUUAUGAAUCACAUCACAGGGGGCUUUCUUUCACUGAACAUAUAAUACGAUUUUAUUUCGGGAGGGGGGGGGGGGUAAUGGUUUAUCUUGCCAUUGAAAAUAUUUAAAACUUUUUUUUUAAGUCGGUUGAAAUGUAAAGGAAAUUCUUUGCUUUAUAAUACUUAGUUAUCUUCAUCACUUUGAAUUUCGCACUCAGAUUUUUAAUUAUUUUACGCACAUCACACAUUCACAUUUAUGAUUAAUCUAACGAUCUUAUUUUAAUUUUACACUAUGACUUAUAAUUAUUUAGGUAAUUUUAUUUAAGAUUAGGCAGAUUUAUGAUUGACGAGCUUCUUGACUCUGAAUUGAACUAUUUUUGAAUUGAAAAAAUAGAUAAAGAUCAGGAAAGAAGAAAAACGUUUUGAUUUCUGCUGUCGGUUGCCCAAGCGAAACAGGUUGACUGAAUAUUUGUAUUAUGCACUUUUUUUAAAUGCAAAAAAAAAAAUCACUUACAAACAUUUGACUUACUAAUGUUUAUUUUUAUUGAUUUUAAAAAUUUACACUUAGUACUUCUGCUGCUAAUUUUAUUUGAUUGAAAAAGCAUGUAUGUUUUUUUUUUUUUAGGAAUUUCAGUUAAUAAUGUCUUUUUAUUGACAUUGAGAUUUUUCUUAUGAUUUCUCCACAGCUUUUUACAACUGUGCGACUCAUGUCUGUACAAAGUUUUUCUACUCCAAGGUUUGCACACGUCCUUUAUUGAAAUGCCUAAAUUUUUCGUUAUUAACGAAAACGCGUACUUAUUGUCUAAACUUUCAUCGAACCAGAUUCGUACGUCCACACGAUUUUUUUACUCCGUCCAAUCAACGAUUUUAUAAAGAGUGAAUUGAAAAUUUCUCUUUUGUUCCAUACUUUUGGUCUACGCACUUCAAAUAUUUAUAAUGCAACAUUGCAUUUUUCCCAGUAUGCCAGUUUGUAAACUUAAUGAUGAUUGACUGUCAGACAGUUUUUGAAUUCUCUAAUAUCAUUAGUCAUUUAGCAUCGAGGUUCUGCAGUUUUCCACAAUGAAAAAACUAGUUUGUAUUGCGAAGAUCUUUUUGUGCUUUUAUUGUACUUGAAAUUAUAGUAUUAUUUUCGGAGGAGACUAAAGUGAAUAAUUGUGUAAGAUUGCUUUUUUUUAUUCGUAAGAUUUGUCGUCGAUAGAAUAUUAGGACAAACGCAUCGACGACCGAUUCAUUUUAUAGCAGUUGUUAAAAUAUACCUCACGAUUUUUUGGUUGUAGUAUAUUAAGUGCUAAUAAAUUGCUUUAAGAAUA